GCCCUCCCCACUGCCCCACAAGCUCCCCGACCCGGGGCGCCCCACCCGGCCGGGCUCCUCACCCACCCCAGCCGCGACUCUCUCCGCCGAGCCCUCAGGGCCAGGUGUUCCGGGCGCGCCACGAUGCGGCCGCGGAUGUGGCUCCUCCUGGCAGCGCAGCUGGCAGCUCUCCAUGGCAGCUCAGUCCUCCAGCAGACCCCUGCAUACAUAAUGGUGCAAACCAACCAAAUGGUGAUACUGUCCUGCAGGGUCAUCUCCUCCAGUACCACACGCAUCUACUGGCUGAGACAGCGCAAGCCCCCAAGCAGUAACAAUCAUCAUGAGUUCCUGGCCUUCUGGGAUUCCUCAAAAGGGACUAUGCACAGUGAAGGGGUGGAACAGGAGAAGAUAGUUGUGUUUCGGGAUGGAAGCUUGUUCUAUCUCAAUCUCACAAGAGUGACGCUGGAGGACAGUGGCGUCUACUUCUGCAUGGUCAUCGGGAGCCCCAGUCUGACCUUCGGGACGGGAACUCAGCUGAGUGUGGUUGAUAUACUUCCUACCACUGCCCAGCCCACCAAGAAGUCCACCCCCAAGAAGACAGUGUGCCGAUUACCCAGUCCAGCGAUCCGGAAGGGCCCACUUUGUAGCCCCAUCACCCUCAGCCUGCUGGUGGCUGGCGUCCUGGUUCUGCUGGUGUCCCUGGGAGUGGCCAUCCACCUGUACUGCCGGCAGAGGAGAGCCCGGCUUCGUUUCAUGAAACAGUUUUACAAAUGAGAAGAGAAUACGGUUCUGAUGUCCUGCUACAAAAAGACAUUGGUCAGCAACAAGUGUGAUGUGGAAAAAUGGGAGAAGGGACACAUUUGACCCUGGAGAGUUCACUGGCUGCUGAAGCUGCCUGCUUUUCACUGCUGCAAAUCCUUUCUGUGUGUGAUAUGCAUGAUAGCAACUUGUUCGUGGGUCACUGAGAAUGCAAGGGAGAAGACUUCGUUGCCCCCAGGGCACUUCACAGAGCGUGCUGGAGGACCCAGGAGGAAAUGUCACCCAUGCCGCCGCUUCUGACUUUCCCUGGGCUGAGACCUUUCGUGGUGGCCGUUUAGCCCGCAUCUUGGCAAGUUGCUUUGCCCCGAUAGGGCAGUGACAUUGGGUCCUGGGUCUUUAGUGGGAUGAUGCUGGGUUGGCUCCCCUUGGUCUUCCCAGGCUGGGGCUAACCUUCCGACAGAGAGGCCAGGCCCAGGUUGGGAAAGAGGCUUCUCGAGAGGAGCUGUCCAGUUCCCAGAAGCGUGUCAGUCUCCGAGGGCUGCCUUUGGGGCUGGGAACUUGUGGUUUUGAGGACAGGAGUUCCCUUCAUCGUCCACCAGGAGGUUUCUCAGCUCCAACUUCUACUCUCCAUGGCUUAGUUCUUUAUUCACUUUCUGCUCUUUUAGUACAAAUGUCUUGGUUGUACAAAUAAAGUCCCAGGUUAAAGAUA
Sapajus apella (tufted capuchin) is the source of this 1447-nucleotide messenger RNA. It is a transcript of the gene CD8B, whose product is annotated as CD8b molecule. Gene Ontology annotation, cellular component: cell surface. The transcript is spliced from 6 exons. Lineage: Eukaryota; Metazoa; Chordata; Mammalia; Primates; Cebidae. The record is from RefSeq and is a predicted model, not a curated record. Gene Ontology annotation, molecular function: coreceptor activity; MHC class I protein binding. Gene Ontology annotation, biological process: regulation of immune response. The coding region runs from base 124 to 753 and encodes 209 amino acids.